Paramecium primaurelia is the source of this 422-nucleotide messenger RNA. The record is from the annotation of a GenBank genome assembly. Lineage: Eukaryota; Ciliophora; Oligohymenophorea; Peniculida; Parameciidae.
AGCAUAUCAACAAUUAGAAAAUGCUCUCUUAAAUUAAUACACAAAUAAGGUUAAUGUGAUAGGGUAACCUUAUCCAAUAGGGCCUUAAAAGGAAAUGUUAGUAAACUGUCUAACAUAUAUUCAAUAUGGAUCCUUAAUAGUCUUAGUGCUAUUUGAUUCUAUAUUAUCAAAUAAGAUUUCAUUAUGGCAGUAAUACAUUAGUCCACACAAGAUGAGAGCAGGAAUUAUGAUAUUCAUUGGAUUUAAUUUCAUCAUUUAGAAUUUAUAAUCCACAGGAGCAUUUGAAGUAACAAUAAAUGGAUAACUUGUACACUCUAAACUAACAACAGGAUAAAUGCCAACUGUUAAAUAAAUUUCAGACUUUGUAAGUUCUAUAGUAUGAAAAACUAAAAAUAUAGCAUAAUUAGAAUGACAAAUUUUAG